Messenger RNA from Periconia digitata, 1164 nucleotides. Lineage: Eukaryota; Fungi; Ascomycota; Dothideomycetes; Pleosporales; Periconiaceae. The record is from the annotation of a GenBank genome assembly.
AUGGAAGAGCCAGGACGUUCAGAAUGCCUGGAGACGCGCAAGACGCGCAUUGUGUGCAUCUCGGACACGCACUGUCAGACACCCAAACUACCUCGAGGCGAUGUAUUGAUACAUGCCGGAGACUUGACGAAUCAGGGAAGCUACUCUGAGCUGAAAAAGACGGUGGACUGGCUCGAGAAGGCAGAGUUUGAGGCCAAGAUUGUCGUUGCUGGGAAUCACGACAUCACCCUAGAUCCAUCAUUCUACGAAGAGCACGGAUCGCUAUGGCGCUGGCCCCAGACACAAGAUCCUGAAGCGUGCAGACAACUGUUGACUGCAUCCCCCUCGAUCACUUACCUCGAGAAUGAAGCUGCCAAUAUCUACCUGCGUGCACCAGGCGGACCCCAUACGUGCUUUAAAGUGUAUGGUAGUCCGUACUCGCCAAAAAGCCACCGUUGGGCGUUCCAAUACGAGGCAGAAAGGGCGAAGAAGCUAUGGGAUGGUAUUCCUUCUGAUACUGACAUAGUGGUGACGCAUACUCCACCCAAGGGUCACUGCGACCAGGCAACCAAGGACGACCGAUCCGGAUGCGAAACUCUCCUCGGAGCCUUGUAUCGAGUACGUCCCAUGUUAUCCAUCUGCGGGCAUAUACACGAAGCACGUGGUGUCGAACGUAUGCGGUGGAACGACUCUGGUGCCGAAGACGGCGGCGUGGUGGAGGAAGUGGAGAAAUGGAAAGACCCUGGGAUAGGGAACAAACAAUCACUGGUCAAUUUGACUGCUGCGGGAGGGCGUUCUUUGGAUAAUGGCAGCAGGCUGACACGUCAGGCAGUAGUACUGCAGCAGAAUAGAGGUUUAACGCUUCAGGAUUGUGACGGUGGGGGCCAGCCUGGCGUACCUGGAAGUCAUGGACCCAUGGUGUUCAGAAGGACCCAACGCCCCGCAUAUGCAGGAUCAUCUCAUAGUGAAGCGGAAGAGGAGAGGGCGACGAAGAACGGAUUAGAAAGUGCGGCGGAUCAUGAUCAAAGGGAAGAUGAUGACGAUUGCAAGAGCAGGAGGGAGACGGCGGUGAUCAAUGCCGCGGUGUUGGGCCCUCGACUUGCUGGCAAGGGGAUGCAAUUCAACAAACCGAUAGUAGUUGACGUCGCCCUACCAGUGUGGAGCUUCGAGAACAAUGUAGGAUGA